Molecule: messenger RNA, 1519 nt
Organism: Nymphaea colorata (pocket water lily)
Lineage: Eukaryota; Viridiplantae; Streptophyta; Magnoliopsida; Nymphaeales; Nymphaeaceae
Exons: 2
Coding region: 22-732 (236 amino acids)
Source: RefSeq, a predicted model, not a curated record
CGUAAGAAGAGAGUCUUGCGCAUGUACCAAAUCAAACGUGGCAUCUACUCCCUUAAACAGGGUGACUUGUCUGUUGCAUCCUUCUUUGCAGCCCUGAAGACUAAAUGGGAGGAACUGGACUAUCAUGUGAAUGAUGACUGGCAUUGUGGUUCUGAUCAUGCCCUGUACCGGGAAAAAGAAUGGAUGGACCGGACCUUCAUUUUCCUUGGAGGAUUACGUGAUGAAUUUGAAUCCAUUAGGAGCCAAAUUCUAAACUGUGACGAGAUUCCUGGGAUUGAGGAGGUGUAUGCCGGGGUAGAAUCUGAGGAACAACGUCGCCAAGUCAUGCAUAUUGACUCCAGCCAGGGGAGUUCUCCCUCAGCGUUUGUUAGCCGUGCCUCUAGGACUGGACAACGUCCUGUUCGGCGUUGUAGUCAUUGUAACAAGUUGGGGCAUUCUGUGGAUUUUUGUUGGGAUAUUCAUCCCGAGAAGAAACUUGUUCGUGGUCGUCCUCCUUCUAGUCGGCGAGGGUCGUCUGUGCUUGACUCUAGUCAGGGUAAUUCAUCACAUGUUGAAAAAUCAAAGCUUUCCUCUGAGCAAAUCAAGGAGUUGCAAGCUUAUAUCAGCCGGCUUUCUACUACACAAGAGGAAACUUCCACGACCGAGGGAGCUAAGUUAGCUCAAGCUCUUGUGGCCACAAGUGAUCAAGGACUUGGUGACGGGGAAGAAGAUUGGGAUUGGUUCGGUUAUUGAUGGGCUCUACAGACUGCCCGUGCAAGUUGCGUCUGCAUUGAUUUCAGCCACUAGUGGACAGUUGUCAGGUGUGGAAGACAGGUCUAUCAUUAUGCGAUGGCACGAGCGUCUUGGACAUCUCCCAUUCCAGUUGAUCAAGAAGUUGUUUCCUAGACUUUUUACGUUUGUUUCCAUUGACUCCUUCACAUGUGAAGUGUGUCAGUUGGCUAAGCAUGUCAGGGCUUCGUACUCUAUUUCUUUCAAUAAAACCACCCGUCCAUUUGCUUUGGUUCAUUCUGAUGUUUGGGGUCCUUCGGGAGUACCCACGUGUCGUGGUUUUCAUUAUUUUAUGACUCUUAUUGAUGACUACUCCCGUUGUACGUUCGUGUACCUGUUGAAAGAACGUAGUGACGUUCCGGUCAUUGUAAAAAAUUUUGUGGCUUUUGUUGAGACUUAGUUUCAGACCUCUGUUCAGGUUUUCCGCACUGAUAAUGCUAGAGAGUAUGUCUCUCAAUCUCUAGAUGAUUUCUUGAAGAGUAAGGGUAUUGUUCAUGAAACGUCCUGUAGUUACACACCUCCCCAAAAUGGCGUGGUUGAACGUAAGAAUCGCCAUUUAUUAGAUGUCACUCGGGCUAUUAUGUUCCAUCGGCAGCUUCCUAAGCGCUACUGGGGUGAUGCACUUCUCACUAGUGCCCACCUUAUUAAUCGUAUGCCUACCCGUGUGUUGCAGGGUCAUUCCCCAUAUUCUAUGCUGUGGCCCACUCAGAAUCCCUGGCCUCUUACUCCUCGGGUGUUCGGGUGUGUCUGU